This is a messenger RNA of Ostertagia ostertagi, 1023 nucleotides long. NCBI's taxonomy places the organism in Eukaryota, Metazoa, Nematoda, Chromadorea, Rhabditida, Trichostrongylidae. The record is from the annotation of a GenBank genome assembly.
UACAAUGGCUCUUAUGCGGACCCAAAUGCUGCGGCAGGAGGCGACGCUUAUGCUCAAGCAGAUCCACAGGCUCUGAAAGAAUACGAAGCGGCUUGGGCUCAAUACUAUGCAUCUCUAGGACAAACAGUUCCUACUGCACCGGGUGCUCCACAAGGUCAAGAUCAAACUGGUAAUGGAGCUGCAGCCGCUGCGCCAACUGAUUAUAGCGGUUAUUAUGCCAACGGUUCCGGUGCCCCACAGGCUAUGCCAGACGCAACUUCACGAGGUCGUGGUGGCGGUCCUGAUGGCUACAGCACUCGAGGUGGCUAUGAUGGCGACCGUGGAGGCCGUGGUGGCUUCGCAGGCGAUAGAGGAGGAGGCGAUUCAGGCGGCUUCGGACGAGGUCAGGAUGAUCGAGUGGAGCUCAAGGAAACUGUAUUCGUACAAGGUGUACCUGUAACAGCCAAUGAGACAUACAUAGCUGAUGUGUUCAAUACAGUUGGAGACAUUGCCAAGAAUGACAGGACUGGUGCUCCGAGAAUAAAAAUCUACACAGAUCGAGGAACCGGGGAACCAAAAGGAGAGUGCAUGAUCACUUUCGCUUCUGCUGAAAUAGCUCAGCGUUGUAUCGAAAUGUAUAACGGUCAGCCAUUCCCUGGUGGUGAUCGACCGAUGACUAUUUCGAUCGCAAAAUUCAAGCCAAUGGAUCCGUCUGCACGAGGAGGUGCUGCUGGAGGCGGGGGAGGUUUCCGUGGUGGAAGAGGCGGAAGAGGAGGUUUCGAUGGUGGAUUCGGUGGUCGCGGAGGAGGCGGCGGAGGUUUCCGUGGAGAUUCAGGUACGGCUUUUGCUGGCAUUGCACUUAUACUAAUAGGAGGAAUCGUGUUUUUCUGCGCAGAAGGUGAUUAUAUGAUCUUAUCAACUCUGUUCUUAGGUGGACGCGGUCGUGGUGGUGGUUUUGGACGUGGUGGAGGAAACGCCAAUAUGGAACAACGCAGCAAUGACUGGCCUUGCGAGUCAUGUGGAAAUAACAACUUCGCCUUCCGA